Molecule: messenger RNA, 2193 nt
Organism: Grosmannia clavigera kw1407
Lineage: Eukaryota; Fungi; Ascomycota; Sordariomycetes; Ophiostomatales; Ophiostomataceae
Product: diphenol oxidase
Exons: 2
Coding region: 1-2193 (730 amino acids)
Molecular function (GO): copper ion binding; oxidoreductase activity
Source: RefSeq, a predicted model, not a curated record
AUGGCUGCAGGGCAUGCUGUCGUCUUUGGCGAGGACGGUGACGUGGAGAUGCUGACAGCGGAGCUGAAUGCAUCUUAUCUUGAACCAGCAUCAAGAGACCGAAGCCGGCAGCUCCUGGAAGAUGUCAAUACCGACAAUGGCGACGGCCGCGAUCCUGGGCGUGUUGGCAGACACUCUCGUCGAACGCACUGGUGGCAAAGCGCUUUCUUCCUGCUUUUCUUGCUUGCCAGCCUAUUUUCGCUGCUACUUCUCCUCAAGAUUGCCUUUUUUGACAGCUUGUCCGUGCCAUCGUCGUCCUCACCACCAUCUGCAGACGUGGACGUGGUGCCAACAGAAACAGAAUCCACAGCAGAACUAGUUCUGCCGUCCUCUGCGGCACCGACGGCUACCAGCACGGCCGAAGCGGUGGCAGACGACGCCAACUCCUUCCGUCGACCAGACUCCGACUAUGUGCUGGGAAUGGACUGGGACUACAAUGCACCGGCUACGGUGCGCGAGUACAACUGGAUCAUCCAGAACGUCGAGGCCAACCCGGACGGCGUCUUCAGGCUGCUGACCACGGUCAACGGCAAGUUUCCCGGCGAGAUGAUCCGCUGCAACGAGGGCGACACGAUUGUGGUUAACGUCGAGAAUCGUGCCGUCAAUGCGACCGCGCUGCACUGGCACGGCCUCUUCCAGAACGGCACAAACCACAUGGAUGGCACACCGGGCGCCACGCAGUGUGCCAUAGCCCCCGGUCGCUCGUUCCGCUACGAGUUUGCCGCAGUCGGACAGGCCGGCACCUAUUUUUACCAUGGCCACCAGGGAGCCGACGCGCUCGACGGCCUGGUCGGGCCCCUGAUCAUCCACGCCCGAGACGAGCCGGCGAAGCAGCUGCUGCCCUACGAGUCCGAUCGCGUGGUCAUGGUGCAGGAUUGGUACCACGACCCGUCUGGCGGGCUGCUGAUGACGGCCCUGGCCAAGGGUAGCGAGUCGUCGCCCAUGCCGAACGGCGCCCUGAUCAACGGCGUCAACGUGGUGGACUGCGAUCAGCACCCCGGCCGGCGAUGCGACAAUUCGACUGCCCGGCUGGCCGCCCUGGACCUCGCAGCGGGCGCGAGCCACCGGCUGCGGUUCAUCCACGUCGGCGGCUUCGCCUGGUUCGAGAUCAACGUCGACCACCACCACAGCCUGCCGCUGACCGAAAUUGACGGUGUCGACAUUGAGCCAGCGUCCGAGAAGAGCAUCCUCAUCGCGCCGGGCCAGCGCUACAGCGUCGUGCUCACGGCCAACGCGACGGGUGGCGACUCCGCCUUUUGGAUGCACGCCCGUAUCGCCACCCACUGCUUCUCCGAGUACACACUCGCCGGCCAGGACAACCCGAUGACGCAGGCGGUGGUGCGCUACACGGCACCAUCAGACGACGCAAUCCACGCAGCCCGUCUGCCGACGACAGACAACGAUGCCGGCGCGUUCAUCGUGCUGUGUCAGGACAUGCACACGCGGAACUAUGCGCCGUAUCCGCCACGGCCGGCGCCGGCACAUGCGGACCGGUCGUACUACUUGCGGGUCAACCUCGAGAUCGGCAACUGGCAGCUGCAGCGCGGCUUCUUCAACGGCUCGUCGUACCGACCGAACCUGCUGUCGCCAGCGCUGCAUCGAGCCGUAGACGGGUUGCGGGCCGGCAACGAGUCGUACGGCGUGGCCGGCAUCAAUAGGCUGGCCUUUGACGAGCAGUCGGAGCUGGUCAUCGGCCACACCGACGUCCAAGUCGUUGAUCUUGUGCUGCAAAACUUUGACGAGGGCACCCAUCCGCUGCACCUGCAUGGCCACCAGCUGUUUGUGCUCGGCGCCGGUCACGGCUACUUUCCCGGCUACGAAGCCUUCAACAUGGCGCCCCUAGGUCGCGGACUGCUCGACCCCGGCAACACCAGCAGCAUCGACAACCCGCUGCGGCGCGAUGUGGCCACGGUCGAGGGCUUCGGCUGGACGCUGGUGCGCUUCGUCGCCGACAACCCCGGCGUCUGGCGCUUCCACUGCCACAUGAUCUGGCACGGCGACGGCGGCAUGGCCAUGCUGUUCCUGUCGCGUACAGACGACAUGACCGGCUGGGAGAUCCCGGCUGCGAACCGUGCGCUGUGCGAUGCCCCCGUCGACGAGCUGGAGUCGGGGUCCGCGCCCAAGGACAGCAUCUGGUUCGGCCAUGGUAACUGA